Molecule: messenger RNA, 3844 nt
Organism: Poecile atricapillus (Black-capped chickadee)
Lineage: Eukaryota; Metazoa; Chordata; Aves; Passeriformes; Paridae
Gene: LRRC8B
Product: leucine rich repeat containing 8 VRAC subunit B
Exons: 5
Coding region: 306-2711 (801 amino acids)
Molecular function (GO): protein binding
Source: RefSeq, a predicted model, not a curated record
CGGCGGGGCCCGCCCCAGACGCGCCGGUUGGAGCCGGUGCCUCGCGCUGCGCCGCCGGCUGCCGCGGGGACGGAGCGCGCGGACCCAGCGCCGCAGCGCGGGCGGGCCGGGGGGCGGCGGCGGCAGGAGUGUAUUGUAACCAUCCAGUGCUUAUUCAGCUGCUUUCCCUUGGGUGGGCCUGAAUGAAGACAAAUGUAAAGAUGGCAUGUCCAAGGAAUUUUAAAAGGUGUAGACCCCCUGACUGAGCAGUGCUGGUUUUUAUUCUCUUUAAUUAGUAAACUGCUGUUCGCUCCCAGGUGAAAGUCAUGAUCACGCUAACAGAACUCAAAUGCUUAGCAGAUGCCCAGUCAUCCUACCACAUACUAAAACCAUGGUGGGAUGUCUUCUGGUAUUACCUCACCAUGAUAAUGCUGCUAGUUGCUGUGCUUGCUGGGGCUCUCCAGCUUACUCAAACCAGAGUAUUGUGUUGUCUUCCUUGCAAGCUAGAAUUUGACAAUCAUUGUGCUGUGCCUUGGGAUUUAGUUAAAGCCAACCUUAACAUGUCAGCUAGCUCGACAGCACCAAUAAUCAUCCCGCUUAAAAUCCAGAAUUAUCUCCAUCGGCAGCAGUAUUCCUACAUUGAUGCAGUCUGUUAUGAGCGACAGCUUCACUGGUUUGCCAAAUUUUUUCCAUACCUAGUGCUUUUGCAUACUUUUAUUUUUGCAGCUUGCAGUAAUUUCUGGCUUUACUACCCUAGUACAAGUUCCAGGCUUGAGCACUUUGUAGCCGUCCUUCAGAAGUGUUUUGACUCUCCCUGGACAACGCGUGCCCUCUCAGAAACAGUUGCUGAGCAGUCUGCGAGGAAGUUGCCGAUAGCCAAAUCAAAAACAGUGAUUUCAUCACCUCAGAGUUCAGGAGACAUAGGGGCCAGCAGACAGUCCCUGCCAUAUUCACAACAUGGCUUGGAAACAACUGGAAGAGAAAAUUCAAGUGUUCUUGACAAAAAAGAAGGGGAGCAAGCUAAAGCUAUAUUUGAAAAAGUGAAGAAAUUCAGAGUACAUGCUGAAGAAAAGGAUGUCGUAUACACAGUGUAUAUGAAACAGAUUAUAGUGAAAGUCUUUGUAGUCGUCAUAAUAGUAAUUUAUGUCCCCUACUAUUUAUCAUUUAUUACACUUGAAAUUGAUUGUGUAGUUAAUGUUCAAGCCUUUACAGGCUACAAAAGGUACCAGUGUGUUUAUUCGCUAGCAGAAAUUUUUAAAGUUUUGGCUUCAUUUUAUGUUGUUUUAGUGAUUUUCUAUGGAUUAACUUGUACUUACAGUUUGUGGUGGAUGUUAAGGAGCUCACUUAAGCAAUACUCUUUUGAGAAGUUGAGAGAGAAAAGUAAUUACACUGAUAUACCUGAUGUGAAGAAUGACUUUGCAUUUAUUCUUCACUUGGCAGAUCAGUAUGAUCCUCUUUAUUCCCAACGAUUCUCAAUAUUCCUGUCUGAUUUGAGUGAAAAUGAACUCAAACAGAUAAAUCUUAACAAUGAAUGGUCAGUGGAAAAACUGAAAAAUAAACUAGUAAAAAACUCCCAAGACAAGACUGAACUUCACCUUUUCAUGUUAAAUGGUCUUCCAGACAGUGUCUUUGAACUGACAGAAAUAGAAGUCCUAAGCCUGGAACUUAUUCCUGAAGCCAAACUUCCUUCAGCUGUGACCCAGCUUGUCAACCUUAAAGAACUCAAUGUUUAUCAUUCAUCACUAACAAUGGAUUAUCCAGCAGUCAACUUUUUAGAAGAAAAUCUGAAAACCUUGCGUUUAAAAUCUAGUGAGAUGGGAAGAAUUCCAUUUUGGGUCUUUCAUCUAAAAAACCUACAGGAACUGUGUUUAACAGGAUAUUUCAUGCUAGAUCAUCACAAUUCCAUAUACAGUGAUGGCUUUCAGGGGCUAAAAAAUCUGAGGUCAAUUCACUUAAAAAACAACCUUUCCCGUAUACCUCAAGUGAUUACAGAUCUUCUGCCUUCUUUACAACACUUGUCUAUCAACAAUGAGGGAAAUAAACUGAUAGUGCUAAAUAACCUGAAGAAGCUGGUAAACCUGAGGACACUGGAACUAAUCUGCUGUGAUUUAGAGCGCAUUCCCCAUUCCAUUUUUACCCUAAACAAUUUGCAUGAAAUUGACUUAAAAGAAAAUAAUCUCAGAACAGUGGAAGAAAUAAUUAGUUUCCAACAUCUUAAGAAUCUUUCUUGCUUAAAAUUGUGGCACAACAGUAUUUCAUAUGUCCCAGUGCAGAUCGGUGCAUUAUCAAACCUGGAACAGUUGUAUCUAAACUAUAAUAAUAUUAAGAAUGUUCCAUUGCAGCUAUUUCUUUGUAGAAAAUUACACUAUUUGGAUCUUAGCUAUAAUAAGCUAACCUCCAUCCCUGAAGAAAUCGGUUAUCUGACCAACCUGCAGUACUUGGCUUUGACAAAAAACCAUAUUGAAACGCUACCUGAUGGAUUAUUUCAGUGCAAAAAGCUGCAAUUUCUUCUUCUGGGAAAUAACAGUCUGAUGAAUUUGUCCCCUUUUGUGGGUCAGCUACUGAAUCUUGUUCAUUUAGAGCUCAUUGGAAACUAUCUUGAAUCACUUCCUGCUGAACUGGAGGAAUGUCAGCUCUUAAAGCGAAAUAAUUUAAUUGUAGAAGAAAGGUUGUUAAAAACACUUCCACCUCGUGUAAGAGAGCGUUUGCAGGCAUGCUCAGAUAAGUCCUAAGUUUUAAAUUAAACUCUGCAUCAUUGCAUUCUACAAGUCUUGCUUAAUAUCUCUCUAAAAUCUGUAUAGGUAGAGAGGAGUGAAGGAGAGAGAGCAAUUUACGAAACAGUCUUUAAUGCAUUGAACUGAAUUGAUUGUAUUGGAAAAGAAAAAAUUAUUCACAUUCAAACAAAAGAUGCGGCCUUUUACAGGUAAACAUGUUUGAAUGUUGGAACAUGAAUUGUUGGUUAGGUUCUACUGAUUGAAAUAAUUCAGCUAAAUGUUUAUGGUAGUAUUGAAAAAGAAGACAUGAUUGCCUGGCUAUAGUGAGUGUAUAUACUUUUUUCCUAUGAGAAUUUUUUCUGUUGGUAGUGAUGAUUUUAAAUAGUUUUAUCUCCUGCCAUAUGAGGUCUAAGAACUGACUGGACUUAGUUUCUAAAUAUGAAUUUUCUAACUUAGGAUGUAUUAAAUUAAAAGUUUAAACUAUUUGAGCAGUUUAAUUGCAUGGGGUAUACCAAAAGUAAUUUGUCAACAUAACAUAAUUCUUAAAAGCUUUUGACAAGUACUAAGCAUUAAUUCUAUGAUUGUGGAAGAUGCCAUUUGAAUCUUGCUAUUAAAUACCUAGAACUGGUUUCAGCAUUUUAUCUUAAAAAUAGUAAAUACAAAAUUAAUUGUUGCCUAGAAAUUGGGAGGAAUCAGAAGAAUCUGAAGUAACUGUUGUGUGCGUGUCCCAGAGAACCAAUCUGACAUUACUGAUCUUCAGAAACAAUGAUGGCAAACAGAACACAGUGUAGUUGCAAGGUUGUCUUCUGUAUGUUGUGAGCAUCCCAGGUGUUAGUGUAGUGUAUGUUGCUGAUUAAUAUUUUUAUAAUUUCUCAUUACUGACUGCCUCAGUGCAGCUUCUCCACACCCAGUUAUUGGGGAGAGGAUGAAGGAGGUUUGAAGUUUGUAUUAGAUAGGGACAGAAAGACAGAUAAAACAAACUAAAUACUCACACAACUUUAUAAGCAUUUGAGAGGAAAAGACAGGAAGCAUUAUAAGCUUUGCCUCUUCUAGGGAUGUAAUAAUUCCAUAAAUCAUAGUGGUCGGAUAAAAUCUUAUGCCAUCCUUAAUACUUGCAAAACUGGAUGGAAAUAAAAUGUUUCCUGACUUCA